AUGUCAGAACCAGAUGGGGUGACGAAGAACACUCAAGAAACUGGAGAAUCUAGUCGGACAGGAACCUCUGUGACGAUUGAGGUCAUGUCAGCACCAAUCCAAGUGUCAGAUGGAGUCACGAAGUCGGUGAUCACCCCAGGAAAUGGGCAAAUGGUGACGAAAGGAGCCUCUGUGACAGUCCACUGUACUGGCAUGCUCACUGAGGGCUUGAAGAAGUUCUGGAGCACACGUGAUCCUGGUCAAACAGAGUUCACUUUUAAGGCUGGUGUUGGACAGGUAAUCGCUGGUUGGGAUGAAGGCACUAUGACCAUGAGUUUAGGAGAGAAAUCCAGGAUUUCCAUGGUUGGUGCUAAAGGUUACGGAUCCGGUGGAUUUCCAGCAUGGGGCAUUCCCCCUAAUGCCGGUUUGACCUUCGAACUGGAAAUCAUGAGAAUUAGGUAA
Molecule: messenger RNA, 441 nt
Organism: Bolinopsis microptera
Lineage: Eukaryota; Metazoa; Ctenophora; Tentaculata; Lobata; Bolinopsidae
Exons: 3
Coding region: 1-441 (146 amino acids)
Cellular component (GO): cytoplasm
Molecular function (GO): peptidyl-prolyl cis-trans isomerase activity
Source: RefSeq, a predicted model, not a curated record